Molecule: messenger RNA, 2091 nt
Organism: Capsaspora owczarzaki ATCC 30864
Lineage: Eukaryota; Filasterea; Ministeriida; Capsasporidae
Exons: 4
Coding region: 1-2091 (696 amino acids)
Source: RefSeq, a predicted model, not a curated record
AUGGCUUGUGCUCGGUCAACCGCCGCCAUCGCCGCAGUGGUGGUGUUGGCACUCGCAGCCAGCGCCGUCGCCCGCCCCGUCCAGCAAGGCAAGUUUCCGCGCUCCCCCGCAUCAUCGCUCUCUCCCAUUUCCCCGUCCCCCAACACACGCUGGCCAAGUCGCAAGUCGACACGAACCAAGAAGGCUGCCCGGAGUGGAGUGGUGUCUGUGCAAGCCACUUUCGACUGCGACCCCAUCGACCCUGCGGCGUGCAUCCUGCCGUUCCCGAACAGCUUUUGGUUGCGCCCCGAUCCGACCACCUACUCUGGCAGCCGUGUUCACUUUGGGCCCACGACGCUCCAGACGACUCUGCCCUACAAGGACCACAUCAACCCGUCCGACUGGAACAAGCUUGAUGGCUUCCCCAUUAUUCCUGCAAUGACCACCUAUCUUGCCGAUGCUGUGCUCGACGCCACGGUUCCGCGUACCUGGAACGAAAGCGUGUCGCUCAGCCCCGACUGCCCGACCGUCAUCAUCAACGCCGAUACGCUCGAGCACCUGCCCCACUUUGUCGAGCUGGAUAUGAGCACCGACCUGACCAGCCGACGCCUCUUGAUGAUCUGGCCGCUGAAGGCUCUCGAUUUCAACACGCGCUACAUUGUGGCCGUUCGCAACAUUCGCAACACGACCAUGCAGCUGGUUGCCCCGUCGUUCGGCUUCCAGGCGCUGCGUGACAACAUCUCCACCGACAACUACGACAUUGAGGGCCGCCGCGAUCUGUUCAAGGACAUUUUUGCCCGUUUGGCGUCCGCAAACGUCCCCCAGUCCAACCUCCAGAUUGCCUGGGACUUUACGACCUCCAGCAAGGAGAGUGUCACUGGCGAUCUUGUCUUUAUGCGCGAUGAUGCGACUGCCCGCAUUCCCGCCAACGGACCCACUUACACCAUCACCAACAUCACCGACAACUUUUCGGCAGACAUGUACCGCCGAAUUCUGGGCACGAUGAACGUUCCGCUGUACAUGACGGCUCCGACGCCCGGCACGUACAUUGUGCGCGACGAGAACGGCACCCCGCUCUACCAGAAGCUGACUCCCGUGCCGUUCGAGGUGCUCAUCCCGCGCAGCCUCGUGACGAACGGCACCACGGGUCCCAUUCUGCAGUACGGCCACGGUUUGUUUGGCGACAUGUCUGAAAUCGAGCAGGGCUACCUGCAGGACGAGGCCAACGAACACGGCUACGUGAUGGCCGCCACCAACUGGUGGGGUCUGUGCGACGAAGACGAGCCGUACGUGAUUGCCAUGAUUGCGGGCAACAUGUCGGACUUUCGCUUUGUGCCCGACCGCCUGAAACAGGGCAUGACGAACGCGCUGAUGCUCAUGAAGGUCAUGAAGGGCGCGUUCGCAAGCGACCCCGCUGUCACUUUCAACGGCAAGUCUGUGAUUGACCCCACCCGCCGCUUCUACAAUGGCAACUCUGAGGGCGGUAUUUUCGGCCACGUCUACAUGGCGGCCAGCCAGGACGUCGAGCGUGGCGUGCUUGGCGUGAUGGGCGGUCCCUAUGGCUUGCUGCUCCCGCGCAGCGUGGACUUUUCCAAGCUGUUCGACAUUGUCAAGGCACGCAUUCUGGACUCGAUCGACCGCAUCAUGCUUCUCUCAGUGCUGCAGAUGCAAUGGGAUGGCGCAGAACCCGCCGGCUACCUCGACUCGAUCGUGAACAACCCCCUGCCCAACACCAAACCCAAGGUGGUCAUCCAGCAGUACGGCCUCGGCGACGCGCAGGUCAACUAUCUCGGAGCCUACACAGCUGGCCGAUCGGUCGGCUCCAAGAUGUUCAUCAACAACGUCCGCGAGAACAACGAGACGCUCUUUGGGUUUGAGUACAUCACUGGCCCAACCACCGAAAGCAUUAUUCAGGGCUACGACUUUGGCGUGCCCGUCGUUCCCAUGCAAAACACGCCCCCGUCCGCUGCCACCGACACGCACGAGCUUCCACGCCGCGAUCCUCGUGCCCAGGCCCAGAUGGCCGAGUUCUUUGCGACCGGCACGAUUGUUGAUCACUGCAACAAUGUAGGAUGUCAGCCCUUGAAGCCAACCUAUGAUUUUGGCGUGUGA